UGCAGCUUAAUAAAAAACAUCACAAACUGAGGUUUUUAUAGUUCCAACUCUCCUGAAAGUGUGAGAGAGCGGAUUACUUAUUAAAUUCUUCUGUAGAAUCUGUCAGCUUUAUACGUUUCAAGUUGCUAAGAUCUAAGGUUCCCUCAACAGAGCAAUCCAACCAGUUUGUUCUUCUUCUGUUGCUUGGUAAUUGCAGAUUCAUACAAGUUAUGAUGCUUAUUUAGAGUUGUAUAAAACAGAGAGGAACCCAAGUCCAUAUUUCUUCUUCAUUAUUACUUCUCAACCAAUAAAUUCAAUCACAGAAACAGAGGAACAGAGUUCGGGGGUCUUGUUUGAAUUCAAAGGUUUUAAGUACUUUGCAUAUUACAAUCAAUGGAUUGGGAGAUAAGCAAUCACCGGAAAAUUCUCUUCUUCUUCUUUUUCUUCUCAGCCUCAAUCAUUUCUCUCUAUGCUCUGUUCAGCACUAUCAACACCAAAACUGCACCUCUUGGUGUAACAAUCUCGGCUGAAACAAAAUCAGACUGUUAUCAUUUUAAUCAGCAACAACUUGGUGAUGAUGGUGUUGAUGAUGAGGAUCAGGUUCUGAUGAUUAAUGAUGAUGAGAUGAUAAUUGCAACUAAAUCUAUUGUGAUCAGAAGAAGUUUGUUGAUUACUUCAUUGGCGAGGAAAAGGUUAAGAGAUGGUGGUAGUAGGGUUAGAAGUAAGAAGGGGUUUAUGAUGAGUUUACCAGGUUCGUCGCCUCCUCGUUGUGCAUCGAAAUGUGGCAAGUGUAGGCCGUGUAAGCCGGUUCACGUUCCGGUUCCUCCUGGAACACCAGUUACAACAGAGUAUUAUCCGGAAGCUUGGAGGUGCAAAUGUGGGAACAAGUUAUACAUGCCAUAGUUUGGUAUAAUUGUUGAGCAUAUUUAGAUUUAGAGUAACUACUAGGUUUGCUUGAUCAGUAUGACCAAUCAUGUGAGACUGAUGCCUAUUUUAUUUGAAGUAUUGGGCAUAUAUGUGUGUGUGAUGACUUCUUUAUGGAAAUACAAAUAUAUUUUUUUCAUUUA
Molecule: messenger RNA, 1046 nt
Organism: Papaver somniferum (opium poppy)
Lineage: Eukaryota; Viridiplantae; Streptophyta; Magnoliopsida; Ranunculales; Papaveraceae
Exons: 3
Coding region: 373-882 (169 amino acids)
Biological process (GO): stomatal complex development; guard cell differentiation
Source: RefSeq, a predicted model, not a curated record